GCGAAGCCCGCCGCCGUUGACAGAGCUGUUAAAACAAACGUGGACUUCAGAGAAAACGACAGAACGCCUAGCAGGUGACAGUCGGGCUAGACACACCUGUCAGGAACUCGUGACUGGAAACGAGUACCUCUGUCCCAUGGCCAAAUCCCUUAUAAACUGGCAUUAACGACUCCAAAGACACACGUGACCCUUACAUGAAGCCCCGCUGUUGUUUUUGCAGCAGGCUGGGUUUCACAGCUUGCACGCACCAGGAAAAUAUGAUCAGGCCUCUGAGCAGAUCUGCAGCAGGGCGGCGUUUUCAUUUCCUUUUGUCGCGACGUGAAGGAGAGGAGACCAGCGUUCCGCACCUGUCCGAUGGCGUGUCCCUUCCACGAGCAGGACCCCCGGCGCUGACCCGCUGCUCUGGGCUCUGAUGGCCGCUGGGCUCGGCGGGUGUCCGUGCUGAAGGCCCCAGCGGCCGCGGGAGGCCCCCCCCGGGGUGAUGCCGGUGAUCCUGGGGGAGGUCAGCGUGCUGACCACCCCUCUCUCCCUGGUCAGGCUCUUGGCCAUCACAUUCGGCUGCGCGGUGUUCAGCCUGGUGGCGGCGGACGACCCUGGCGGCUCCCCCUUCAAGAUCUUCUGCAUGUUCACCUGGUGCUUCUUCUUCACCAUGACCGUGCUCAUCCUGCUGGUGGAGUUCAUCCAGUUCCAGAGCCUCGUGCCGCUGUCCUGGAAGAACCUGCCCAUCACCGUGGCCACCCUGGCCGCCCUGAUGACCCUGACGGCCUCCAUCGGCUUCCCCUGGCUCGUGCUGCCCCCGGCGGUCAGCGGCAGAAUGGUCGCGGCCACCGUCUUCUCCUGCCUGACCUUCCUGGCCUACAUCACGGAGGCCUACCUGCUCAAGGUGGGGAGCUCGGAGCAGCGGGGCUACAUGGCCAGCGCGCCCGGCCUCCUCAAGGUCUUCCAGGUGUUCGGGGGCUGCGUGAUCUUCGUGGCCGUCGUGGACCACGACAGGCGGGCGGCUUAUUUCUGGUGGUGCCUGGCGGUGUACUGCUGCUGCUUCCUCAUGUCCCUGGGCACCAUCCUGGUCAUGCUGGGGGACUGCGCCGGGCGCUGCCCCCUGCCCUUCAGCCGCGUCCUGGCCGCCUUCAGCUCCCUCAGCGUCCUGCUGUACGUCACGGCCACCGUCUUCUGGGUCACCGCCGUGCUGGGCCCCGGCCCCCAGAACCAGAACCCGAACCCGAACCCGAGCCAGCCCCGGCCCGGCCUCAUCAUGAGCACCGUCAUGACCUGCCUCAACCUGCUGGCGUACACGGUGGACCUGGCCUUCUCCAUCAAGCUGUGCGCCAGGGCCUGACGGGACAGACCGCCCCGCUCUGCAGCCGAGCCGCUCGCCGCUGGGCUCCUGUCGCCCUUUUGUCCGCAGUCCUGGGACAUAAACGCACCGCCGCUGGGGACUGAGGUGUGAACUGUACGCCUGGCCUGCAGCAAGGACCUGUGGAAGCAGGUAAUCUGUUCAGGAGACAUAGAUACAUAUUAACAGCAGUCUGCAGCUCCGGACUACACCUGUGACUGUUCGAACGCUCCGGUGUGCUAGGCUUCAAAAAGAAAUAUUUUGCUAGGUUCUUUAUCAUUCUAAUUAAAAUACAGUACUGUAAAUAGAUUUUAUUUAGAACUAUAAACCCAUCUUCCCUGAGACUGAUAUAUGCAUAAACCGCGCGGUAGCUUUGCUGGUAAAGCACUCGGAUCUGACGGAUUAUGUCCUCGGCCGUGAGGAACGAGGGCGAUUUUUUUUAGGGUGGGUCAGCUGGAGGUGCUGUGGGCUGUGAGAGAACAAACAGACGUUUUGUACAGAGAACAAUAUGAGGGCUCACUUUUUCUCGCACCUGCAGUGUUUGUGGAUUUGAGGGUGAGAAGAUGUACAGGUGACGAGGGCCCGUUUUGGUGUCUCGCGGGCUACAGGGGACCGUUCGUGGCUUCUGUGCAGUGAAACCUAUCAAUAAACCUUUUAAACGAGUA
Messenger RNA from Lepisosteus oculatus (spotted gar), 1998 nucleotides. RefSeq names its product myeloid-associated differentiation marker homolog. The record is from RefSeq and is a predicted model, not a curated record. NCBI's taxonomy places the organism in Eukaryota, Metazoa, Chordata, Actinopteri, Semionotiformes, Lepisosteidae. Gene Ontology annotation, cellular component: membrane.